UACGCCCCCGCGGGCGCGCGCGGAGGGGCCGGGCCGGGCCCUUCCUGCCCCGGGAGCGGCGAUGGGCCCGCAGCGGGACUAGCGGGCACCCGGCCGGCCGCCAUGGCCCUCAGCGGAGCUCCGGGCUGCCGCGCCGGGGAGCGGGGGCCCCGCUGGAGGAGGCCCUGGAAGCUCCUGGCCCUUGGCCUGCUCUCCGCCUCCUCCGUGCUGGCGGCCGCCCCGGGCGCCGGGGCCAUGAGCAGGGAGGAGAAGCGCCGGCUGGGAAAUCAAGUGCUUGAAAUGUUUGAUCAUGCAUAUAGCAAUUAUAUGGAGCAUGCGUAUCCAGCUGAUGAACUCAUGCCUUUAACUUGUCGUGGACGAGUGCGGGGUCAGGAGCCAAGUCGAGGGGAUGUGGAUGAUGCCUUGGGAAAGUUUUCACUGACCUUAAUUGAUACUUUGGACACUCUUGUGGUGUUAAAUAAAACCAAAGAGUUUGAAGAGGCUGUAAAAAAAGUAAUAAAGGAUGUUAAUUUAGAUAAUGACAUAGUUGUUUCUGUCUUUGAAACCAACAUAAGAGUCCUUGGAGGUCUCCUAGGCGGGCACUCAGUGGCAAUUAUGCUGAAGGAAAAAGGUGAAUAUAUGCAGUGGUACAAUGGUGAACUCCUGCACAUGGCAAAGGAACUGGGCUACAAGCUUUUACCUGCUUUUAACACCACUAGUGGUCUCCCUUAUCCAAGAGUUAACUUAAAAUUUGGUGUAAGACAUCCAGAAGCACGAACAGGAACAGAAACUGAUACGUGUACAGCUUGUGCUGGUACCUUGAUCCUUGAGUUUGCAGCUUUAAGCAGAUUCACAGGAACAUCUGUAUUUGAGGAAUAUGCCCGGAAGGCUCUGGAUUUUAUCUGGGAGAAGAGGCAGCGCAGCAGCAACUUAGUGGGGGUCACCAUUAACAUCCACACUGGAGACUGGGUCCGCAAAGACAGUGGAGUUGGAGCAGGAAUAGAUUCAUACUAUGAAUAUUUAUUAAAAGCCUAUGUCUUGCUGGGAGAUGACAGUUUCCUGGAAAGAUUUAACACGCACUAUGAUGCCAUAAUGAGAUACAUCAGCCAGCCACCUCUUCUCCUUGAUGUUCACAUUCAUAAACCAAUGCUAAAUGCUCGGACCUGGAUGGAUUCUCUGCUUGCUUUCUUCCCUGGAUUGCAGGUGUUGAAGGGUGAUAUUAGACCCGCUAUUGAAACACAUGAGAUGCUGUAUCAGGUUAUAAAAAAGCAUAACUUUCUUCCAGAGGCAUUCACAACAGAUUUCAGAGUUCACUGGGCUCAGCAUCCUCUGAGGCCUGAAUUUGCUGAAAGCACCUACUUCUUGUAUAAGGCUACAGGAGACCCUUACUACCUAGAAGUAGGAAAAACUCUCAUUGAAAACUUGAACAAGUAUGCCAGAGUUCCCUGUGGGUUUGCUGCAAUGAAGGAUGUUCGUACAGGAAGUCACGAAGACAGGAUGGACUCAUUCUUCCUGGCUGAGAUGUUUAAAUAUCUGUACCUCCUGUUUGCUGAUAAGGAGGACAUGAUUUUUGACAUUGAAGAUUAUAUCUUCACUACAGAAGCUCAUCUGUUGCCACUCUGGCUCUCCACUACAAACCAAACCAUCUCUAAAAAAAAUACAAGCACAGAGUACACAGAGCUGGACGACAGCAACUUUGACUGGACCUGUCCAAACACCCAGAUCCUCUUCCCAAACGACCCCAUGUUUGCCCAGAGCAUCCGCGAGCCUCUGAAGAACGUGGUGGAUAAGAGCUGUCCCCGGGGCAUUUCCAGAGCAGAAGAGAGUUUGGGAAGUGGACCAAAACCACCACUGAGAGCCAGAGACUUCAUGGCCAGUAAUCCUGAGCACCUGGAGAUCCUGAAGAAGAUGGGAGUCAGUUUGAUCCAUCUGAAAGAUGGACGAGUACAACUAGUGCAGCACGCGGUGCAAGCAGCAAGUUCCCUGGAUGCAGAGGAUGGCUUACGGUUCAUGCAGGAAAUGAUUGAACUCUCCAGCCAGCAGCAGAAGGAGCAGCAGCUCCCUCCUCGUGCUGUCCAGAUUGUUUCCCAUCCCUUCUUUGGCAGGGUAGUCUUGACUGCUGGGCCAGCACAGUUUGGGAUGGACUUGUCCAAACACAAAGCAGGGACAAGAGGAUUCGUUGCAACCAUUAAGCCAUAUAAUGGAUGCUCAGAGAUCACUAAUCCUGAGGCAGUGAAAGAGAAAAUUGCUUUGAUGCAAAGAGGCCAGUGCAUGUUUGCUGAAAAGGCACGAAACAUUCAGAAAGCUGGAGCAAUAGGAGGCAUUGUCAUUGAUGACAACGAGGGCAGCAGCAGUGACACAGCCCCCCUCUUCCAAAUGGCUGGGGAUGGCAAGAACACAGAUGACAUCACCAUUCCCAUGCUCUUCCUCUUCAACAAGGAAGGGAACAUCAUCCUGGAUGCCAUCCGGGAGUAUGAGGCUGUGGAGGUGCUCCUUUCUGAUAAAGCAAAAGACAGAGACUUGGAAAUGGAGAAUAUGGACCAGAAAUCAUCUGAAAGUGAUUCACACAAACCAAAUUCCGAGGAAGCUCCUUCAGAAUCUCAGGAUGCUGGAGCAGUCAGUGAGGAGCCCGAAGGAGGAGAGAGCUCUGCAGUUGGUGACCCUGACCCUUUGUCUCCUGCCAGCACAGCCAGUGCCAGUGUUUCCAUGGCAGAUGAGGAUCCCCACGCCUCUGGACCUGCAGAGGCCAGUGCUCCAGAGCCAGCAUGCACACCAGGGGACAGCCAGCCUCAGGAACAAAACACCCAGACAGAGGCCAGUUCCAAAGCUCACUGGGAUAGUAAAGUCCAGCCUAUGGAAUCCAUAUUAGCAGACUGGAAUGAAGAUAUAGAAGCAUUUGAAAUGAUGGAAAAGGAUGAGCUAUGACUUGUAAUAAUAACUUAUUUGUUAAUAAACAAAUGGAGACCU
Molecule: messenger RNA, 2946 nt
Organism: Onychostruthus taczanowskii (white-rumped snowfinch)
Lineage: Eukaryota; Metazoa; Chordata; Aves; Passeriformes; Passeridae
Gene: EDEM3
Product: ER degradation enhancing alpha-mannosidase like protein 3
Exons: 20
Coding region: 103-2904 (933 amino acids)
Biological process (GO): carbohydrate metabolic process; endoplasmic reticulum mannose trimming; mannose trimming involved in glycoprotein ERAD pathway
Cellular component (GO): endoplasmic reticulum; membrane
Molecular function (GO): calcium ion binding; mannosyl-oligosaccharide 1,2-alpha-mannosidase activity
Source: RefSeq, a predicted model, not a curated record